AAAUUGGAAGACCUGGACAGCUUUUCCCUGAACUUCUGGCUUAAUAAGUUCGUCCAGGAGGUGGGUGAUCGUUAUGCGCCUCGUUCGUUGUAUGGAAUUGUUUGUGGGUUGAAGCGACAUUUGAAGGAUAAAAAUGAAGGGAAAGCUUUGAAUCCAUUGGACAGAAGUUAUAAGAGGUACUUUUCCAGGAGUUGUGCUUUAGUCCAGAGCGCUUUACAUGAUAUAAAAAGUUUGUGAAAGUUAUGCUUUACUUCUCUUUAAGUUUGCCAUUUUUCGAUGUUUGGACGCCGAAAUGUAGGAUGCUACGCGCCAAGGUGUUUAUCUUGAAACCAAGAGGCCGGAAAAGAAGGCAGUUACAAAUGAAGAUGAAGAAUUAUUUUGGGAAAAGGACUGUUAGAUUGUGGACCACGUCUCUUUUGAAUUCUGUUUAUUAUUUCAACGGAAAAAUUUUCGGAUUGAGAAGAAGUGAGAAUAGGAAUUUGAGUUUGAAGAAUUUUGAGUUAGGUCCAAACUUUAUUAAAUUUGAGGAAGAUUUUUGCAAAACAUUUCACGGAGGUUUGUGUGAUCUCAAAUAUGUUCCGAAGAGUGUUAAGCACAUUUGUCACGAUAUCGGGUAG
This is a messenger RNA of Pocillopora meandrina, 617 nucleotides long. NCBI's taxonomy places the organism in Eukaryota, Metazoa, Cnidaria, Anthozoa, Scleractinia, Pocilloporidae. The record is from the annotation of a GenBank genome assembly.